ACAUGCAUCUAACCUGUUUUGCUGGUUGGUUAUGAGUUUGCUAUUUUCAAUUUGAAAUUAAAUUUCUUUCUAUUUUAUUUAGCAGGGUGUUUUUCUGCUAAUCAAUCUUUAAUUUUUGUAAUUAGUUUCUCUAACCUACAAAUUGGUCUUUUGCUAAGGUUUAAUAAUAUUAUUAAGAGCUCCAUAAAUCUGUCACAAUCGUUAGCUGUAUGAUAAUAAUAAACUGAGCUUAGCUUAUCGAUCACAAAAAUAUGUCUAUGGUUGACGCUUUCUAUGUUCUUCCACCGAAAAGCAAGGAGCGAACUUUCGAAUAUGACAAGACCUUACCCAGCCUACCUCUACCGUCUCUGUCACACACAUUAUCACGCUACUUGGAUUCAGUGAAAGCUAUUUCUACCGAUGAGGAGUAUAAAAAGACUGUUGAAAUUGUUCAGGAGUUUGAAAAUGGAAUUGGAAAAGAUCUUCAUGCUAAACUCCAAAGCAAGGCUGCCGAUGAAAGGAAUUGGCUAGAAGAGUGGUGGGAAAACUAUGUUUAUUUGAGUAAUCGUCAGCCAUUACUGCCCGAUUGGAGCAUGUCUGGCUCAUCACCAACAUUAGAACUUGGUUGGACUUUCGGCCCUGGGAAACAAGUACUUUACGCCUCCCGAUACUGCUACCAUCUGGUGAGUCUUUUUGUGCUGAUGCGAAGCGAGCGUUACCGCCCUGCCAUGACAGUCAGCCGUCGGACUGGCGCCAAGAAACGAUUCAACAUGAACCAGUAUCGUCGGCUGUUCAACACCUGUCAAAUACCUGGACAAUUCAUCGACGAAAUGCAUACACAUUUCAAAACUGAAUCGGAAGGGCCGUGCCCCACGCACGUUGUAGUCAUGUACAACGGACACCUGUACAAGUUGGAGCCAUUCCAUCCGGACGGCAGUCAGCUGACCACAGCUGAAUGGGAAAAACUGCUCACUGAGAUUGUGCGCCACGGAGCGACAGAGAGGGGUCAGGAUGUCGCCGCUCUCACUUCUGACAAUCGAACCUCCUGGGCAGAGAUUAGAGACCACAUAAUGGGACUAUCGAAGAAGAACGCCGACCUAAUGUUGGAGGUGGAAAGCAGCAUGUUCACACUGUGCCUGGACGGAGACAGCCCGGGGAGCGCCUCGGAGGUGAACCGGUUGUCGCUGGCGGGCGACCUGCGCUGCCGCUGGGCCGACAAGGCACUCAAUAUCGUCUUCUUCGCCAACGGCUCGUCGGCCGGCCUCUGCAACCACGCCGCCUAUGACGGCAUCGUCAGCGUCUCCACCAUGCACUUCAUCCACCUCUCGCUGCUCGAGAACCGGGACAACUGGAUCGAGUCGUUCGCCGUUCGCCCCGGUCUCAUAAAGCCCACUCAAAUCCUGUUCGAUCUCGACGACAAGACCACCACACACAUUCACAAAGUCAUCGGAGGUAUUAGUGAUCAGACCAAACAUUUUUUAAUGAUAAGAGAGGAAUUGAGCGGAUUUGGAAAAGACAAUAUACAAAAACAUAAUUUACAUCCUGACGCGUACAUACAAAUGGCUUUACAACUGGCUUACUGGAGAUUGCAUGGCAAACCGGCACCUUGCUAUGAGACAGCCACUACCCGUAUGUUCUACAAUGGCAGAACGGAAACCAUGAGGUCGUGUACUCCAGAGGCGGUAGAAUGGUGUCAAAACAUGGACAAUUCUUCUGUCAGUAGUGGCGAAAAAGCGAAGUUGCUGAAAGCAGCGAUCACGAGGCACGUGGAUUUGAUGAAGGAGGCGCAGGGCAACGCGGGCUGCGACCGGCACCUGUUCGGCCUCUAUUGUGUCGCCAUGGAGUCUGGACUCCCUGUUCCAAACAUUUUCCAAGAUCCUAAUUUUUUAAAGAGUGGUGGAAAUGGAAAUUUUAUUUUGUCUACAAGCUUAGUCGGCUACACUGAAUUGGGAGGAGGUGUUGGACCAAUGUGCCAAGAAGGAUAUGGUUGCUUUUACAACAUAACAGCCGAUCGGUUUUUUAUUACACUAUCUGUACACAGAGACAGUUACGAAACGAGCGCUCACAAGUUCUUUACACAACUCGUCAUUGCUCUAUUCGAUAUGGAUCAUUUGCUGCUUUCUGCCACACAAGGGAAACUCGAUCAAGCCAAAUUAUAAAACAGCAUUUUUUUUCAAAUCAAGUUACCUCUUACACCUUAUCUUGGAUUAUAGAUUAAUAUAUAAUUUGUUUGGGAUGAAGUAUGCGGUUUUAGUAGGCUUAUGAUGUAUAGUAUUUUUUACGUUUUUCGUUGAUAGUAGUUAGGUUCAUUCAUUAUUGUUUUGAAACCAGGUUUUGGUAGUUAUUUGUCUGAGUUAGCUGUUGCCACUUUGGCUGCUUUUAUAUUCAACCUAAACAGUGAGGCUUAAAUCAUUUGUAUUCGGGUCAGAAACAUUAUUAUUUAUAUACUAUACCGUGAUUCAUUGCCAACGAAAUAAAUAGCAUAGGUGGACUUUCCGUUGACAGUUAGGUGCUACGCUACUCUUGAGUGUUUUUGUGGUGCUAGUCUCCAACACUUUCUUUCAUUGCUCAAUCUUUUUCAGUAUUUUAUCGAUGACAGUAUUAUUUGACACAAUGACUAAGUGCCAUAUUUAUAGAGGUGACUGUAAGUAUAAAUAGUUACCGAGAUUAUCGUCCAAUUUCGACAUUCGUAAUGUUUUAAUGCGGGUUUUCAAAUAUUUCCUUGCGAAUAAGAUUAAUCUCAUGUUACCUAUACCUUCAUAAUUACGGUACAUUAUGUUGACGGUAUUUAAUAUGUUAUUUCCAACUAGCAUAAGGUACAAGGGAAAUCACACUAGUUGUAAAAUCUGCAAUUUCUUGUAGGGCUUGACGUCUUUUCUAAGUAUGGUGAAAGUGGAUCUUGUACAAUAUUAACGAAUCUCAUUAUUAAAGGUGCUGCACAUUUUGACGUAAGAGGUGGGUAUUAUUAUUGUCUACGAGGUGAUAUUAUUCUUUUGACUUUAUGUUUUAUAUUGUGCUAUUAUAGUUGAAUAAAAAACUUCGAAACUACUUAGAACUUAUUUCUAUUUCUAAUUAUUCUGAUAAAUAGAUGAUAUACUUUCUAUGUGGUCUAUUCAUUCUUGGAUUCUUAUACACUUGAAUAAAAUCAGACAACUACGGGUGACUUGAAAGAGAAAACAAUAAUCAUCCUCCAAUAUUUUAUUCGAAUUAUUGAAAUUUCUACAACUUGAUAAAACCAUUGAAACUACCUUACGAAACAGUUCAUUCACUAUUACCAGGUAGCAUGUAGACAAAGACACGUUACUCAAGAACUGGCACAAUAAAAAUCAAAGGAAUACUU
Messenger RNA from Nilaparvata lugens (brown planthopper), 3319 nucleotides. Its product is annotated as peroxisomal carnitine O-octanoyltransferase. The transcript is spliced from 11 exons. The record is from RefSeq and is a predicted model, not a curated record. Gene Ontology annotation, molecular function: carnitine O-octanoyltransferase activity. Gene Ontology annotation, cellular component: peroxisome. Bases 252 to 2138 code for a protein of 628 amino acids. NCBI's taxonomy places the organism in Eukaryota, Metazoa, Arthropoda, Insecta, Hemiptera, Delphacidae.